Molecule: messenger RNA, 775 nt
Organism: Perca flavescens (yellow perch)
Lineage: Eukaryota; Metazoa; Chordata; Actinopteri; Perciformes; Percidae
Gene: drc12
Product: dynein regulatory complex subunit 12 homolog
Exons: 6
Coding region: 182-775 (197 amino acids)
Source: RefSeq, a predicted model, not a curated record
CCCAGUCAAGUUGUGAUUGGCUGUUACUAAAAUCAAUCAACUAUCAAUCAACUUGGACAGUUUGUGCCAUGGCAACUCACUCAGCAACCAGUGCCCAGCAAAAAAACAGACUCAUCCCUGUAUAUAGUUAGUGUAUAGUUCGUGUGCUCAAAGGUCUGAACAGGUCUCACAGCAAGCAAACAUGCCUCCAAAGAAAAAAACGAAAAAGAUCACAAAAAAGAAUCCAGAAAAAAGUGAAAAUGACUUGGAAGCAAAGUAUAGGCGCAGUAUUCUGGAUGUAGCCAUCCUACAGGAUCACAUUGCCUUACAGUGUGAGUCUGCAAUAAAGGUCCAGUCUGAUAAAAUUGACCUGAGGAGACGCCUGAGAGACAUGGAGCAGAAGUUGCAGCACGAGAGACAAGACCACAGGGACGUCAACUCUGACCUCAGUCGCCAGUACAAAACCAUGCAGACAGAGCUGACCAACAAGGCGAAGAGAAUGGAGAAGGAGGUCAGCCAGCUGAAGGAAGAUCUUGUGCUGUGUCAGGAGGAACUAAGGAAAGAGAAAAGAGAGCAUGAACAGAUGCAACAGGAGAAGGACGCCAUCAUAGCUGACCUCCAACAUAAGCUGGACAACAUGGAAACAGACUAUGAGAAGAUCCUGCAUGAGACUCUCGACAGCCUGACUUCCCAGCUGUCUGUGGCUCGACGGGGAUGGGAGGACAAGAGCACAACCCUUCAUCAGAAUUACAAGGAACUGCUCUCUGAUUUUGGCCUGAAUGCACUGCACAUCUAA